This is a messenger RNA of Drosophila erecta, 807 nucleotides long. RefSeq names its product accessory gland protein Acp29AB (gene lectin-30A). The record is from RefSeq and is a predicted model, not a curated record. The transcript has a single exon. Bases 20 to 730 code for a protein of 236 amino acids. NCBI's taxonomy places the organism in Eukaryota, Metazoa, Arthropoda, Insecta, Diptera, Drosophilidae.
GCUAGCUGGUAAUAGUAAUAUGUUCAAGUAUCAUUUGGUAACCGUAAUUUUAGCCUGGACUUCGUGGGUGGCUUUUGCUAAGAAUACGGACACCCAGCAAAGCCAGUCUGUGAGGACCAAUCCGCUGUUAGUUGAUCAUGUGGCUAUAAAUCAGCAGCAAUGGUUCACAUACAAUGCGCUGAAGGAAAGUGAAAUUCAACAGAAACUCGAGAUAUUCGAGAGGACGAUUGAAGGACGAUUGAUGGUCCUGCAAAACAAGUUGAGAUACGAGCUGAAUGAGCUCCAGACCAUAAUAGGAAACAAGAGCAAGGAGGUUGUGGCGAUACCACGAAUAUCGCCCUGGAUCGACCCGGAUAAGUUUCAGGAAAUCGGCACACGGCGCUUCUACUUUGAGCGGCACAAGAAACAGAAUUGGUUUGGUGCCUCACUCACGUGCCGCAAAUUGGGCGGCCACCUGGCCACCAUCCACGAUGAGAAAGAGCUGAAUGAUGUAUUCUCAAGGGCGCCGGCCUCUGCCUAUUGGAUAGAUAUUAAUAGUUUAUAUAAGUUCGGCCAGCUCACUUCAACACUCACUGGCAGAGAGCCACCCUUCCUAAAAUGGAACACUGAAAAAAAGAUCGGUGGCGAUCGCUGUGUUACUGUGUACGCCAGGAAAAUGUACACUGAAGAUUGUUUUAGUAAGUAUAUGUUCGUAUGUCAGACCGAGCAGUGGGUUGACGCGAAUGAAUAAACAUAAUUCAAGCAAGCUAUUUUCAUUUCGCAUCUAUGCAUUUUACCGCCAGCCUUUAAUAAACCUAUGAGCAAUUA